UCAGUUCCAAAGAGCACUUCUUUGAGAGGGUGGUGAGGUCUCGCUCUCCUCCGUGUCUGUUCACUCGACGGUAGGCCGUUCCUCCGGCGGAGUUUCGUGAAGGAGCUGUUGCGCAAGCAGCGGUGACUUGUUUCUGUUGUUCUUCUCGUCGUUUUUUUUAUAUUUUGUUACUGGGCUGUUAUUUUUGUUGUUAACCAUCGUUCCGUUCUUGUUUUCGUAUUUUUUUUUAUUUGUGAGUCUUGAAGAUUUCGUGGAUUAGGGUUUGAAGUGAUUUGGUGUAGAUGGAGAUAUAGUGGUGUGGCGUUCUGCAGGGGCAGACAGGGGCAAGUGCUUUGGGUGUCCACGUUUCGUUGUGGGUAGUGCUCGCAGGAGGUUCUUUUUGCAAGUUUACGAAGAUGCCGGGCCUUGUGACCAUGAAACCCGUGUUGAAGUCUAGGGGCUCUGCCUCCAAGGCCUUGUCUAGGGCCAAGGAGGAGAGAGGCCUGGGGGCUCUGCUUUCUCAGAUUCGUGUCUCUCCUGCGAAGAAGGGCCGCUGGUCAGUUGAUCCAGAAGCUUUAGGUGUUCUUACUAGGUCGAAUCUCGCGAUGAAGCUGAGGAUGAAGCUGCUUGGAGAAGGAGCAGAAGGGGAGACUGUUAACGAGGAGGUUGAUACUUCUGGAGGCAAGCACGAGCCGAGCUCUGUGUGCCUAGCGGCAAUGGUGGACGAGUUUUUGGAAGACGAUGAUUUCGAGGGUAGCCGUGGUCGUUGUCGUUUGAGCUUUGACGAUGAGCCUAGAAAUAACGACGACGAUUCAAGGUCAUCCCUUGUAGACGAACUCAUUGCCGUACUCCACAGCAGCGCUGACAACAUACCGGAGAGGAUUGUUUUUUGUGAGGUCAGCAACUUCAUCUCCAUCACUAAGCCUGGAUUGAAUUCCGGUGAUGGUGUGAUGAGUUCUCUCAAGCGUCAGGUUAUGAGGUACUUGCGUCGUGCCGGUUACAAUGCUGGUCUCUGUAAGUCCAGAUGGGAUCACUCAGGGGGGUUUCCGGGUGGCGACUACGAAUACAUUGACGUCGUAUUCGAAAGUCCAACCGGACGAUUCGAGCGGAUUUUGAUCGACAUUGACCUAAGAGCCCAGUUUGAGAUUGCCCGUCCAACUGCCCAGUACGACAGCCUUGUGCAAGCUUUACCAUCCAUUUUCGUCGGCAGGGCCGAACAGCUUCAUUGGAUUGUUAACGUUAUGUCUGAUGCCGUCAAGCUGUCGUUGAAGAAACGUGGAAUGCAUUUACCACCAUGGAGGAGGCCUGAGUACAUGCGAGCCAAGUGGUUCUCUUCUUACAAUCGGACUACGAGUGACAUCUGGGAUAAGCCCACCGAGAGUGAGUUGCCACAUGGUUCUGUUGCCUCUGCGAGUGGAUAUGGAUGCCAUAAUACGGACUUGGUGGCAAGAGUCGCGGAGUUCCCGAGGCCAGUGGAGAAACCUGUUGGGGAAGUAACGAACACAACCGAGAACAGGUUUGACGCUGGUGGGGAGACCCAGAAGACUGCCGGUUCUGUUGAUAACAACGACUGGAAUCCUCCAGUGUUGAAAGCAAAGAAACUUCAGGCUCCUGGGCUUGCGUCGAUGUUCAGGGAGGGCAGUCUUUCGGCCUCAAUGAAGAACAUGAGGGCCUCAGAACGGAAGGAUCUGGUGAUGGUGGCAUAAGAAGUAGAUUUGCUCCAUCUUCGAAGACUAUCAAUUUUGAAAGCACACUUAUUCUUUUUUCAUUUGUACAAUACACCUUCGUGCUUGAUGUGCGGUGCCGGUUUACACAUCCCCAUCGAAGGUGAUACAUUUUGAUGAAGGCUACGCUGUUGAGUUAUAGUUUGUGCGAGAUAUUUAGAAUAUUGAGAAAAAAACAUAUAUAUACAGAAAAAACGUCGGCAAUUCAUGGGAUGGUAGCCCUACUGCCCAGUUAGGGCCGUCCCGCCAAAGAAAGAGUUUAGAGUUGUGUUCCUUUUUUGUUGAGUUUGUGGAACUAUUAAUUCCACUAGAGUUUUGUGAGUGUUACAUUUUUGUAGUGUGGGCGGUGUACAGAGUAUGGUUGGACACGUUGAAUUUGCCUUAAGAAGCGGGUCGAAGAAGCAGGGCUCGAGUUACGCAGGUUACUGAGUCGGGAGUUUAGUUGGGCUUUGAAGCUGCUUGAUAUGCAGUGCUGAUUAUUGAGAUUGGAAAAAAUUUCAAAACAAUAUAAGUUAUGGGAGAAUAAAGCAGUCAAUGCUAUAUGUUGUUUUUGUGCA
Messenger RNA from Physcomitrium patens, 2260 nucleotides. Lineage: Eukaryota; Viridiplantae; Streptophyta; Bryopsida; Funariales; Funariaceae. The record is from RefSeq and is a predicted model, not a curated record.